This is a messenger RNA of Anthonomus grandis grandis, 865 nucleotides long. It is a transcript of the gene Tim23, whose product is annotated as mitochondrial import inner membrane translocase subunit Tim23. Gene Ontology annotation, biological process: protein import into mitochondrial matrix. Bases 123 to 728 code for a protein of 201 amino acids. Gene Ontology annotation, molecular function: transmembrane protein transporter activity. Lineage: Eukaryota; Metazoa; Arthropoda; Insecta; Coleoptera; Curculionidae. The transcript has 5 exons. The record is from RefSeq and is a predicted model, not a curated record. Gene Ontology annotation, cellular component: TIM23 mitochondrial import inner membrane translocase complex; mitochondrial inner membrane.
AAAAACAACAAAUGUCACAACUAUGACGUUUCACAUGCCCUUCUUCUCGUAAUCCCUGGCUAAAAAAAAUCAACACACAGCAAAAUUCCCGAGACUUUUCCGAAUCUUUAAGGAUAAUAACAAUGUCCCUAAACGAAAGUAACGACGUCUACAGUCCGGACGCGAGCGCCUACAGUCAAACCAACCUGGGAGGGCAGUUUAAACCCUUCGCCUCGCCUUAUUUGAACUUCGACCCGGGGUACAUUCCACAAGCGCAGCCCGAGUUUAUAUUCCUCGACGGGGCCACCAAGCAACGAGGCCGUUUCGAAUUGGCCUUUGGUCAAAUCGGUGGUUCGUGUAUGGUGGGAGCCGCCUUAGGUGGAGCUUCUGGGUUUUAUAAUGGACUGAAAGCCACCACUUUAGCGGGACAAACUGGAAAGCUUAGAAGAACACAGCUAUUAAAUCAUAUUAUGAAAAAGGGUAGCGCCACUGCAAACACUUUUGGGUCUGUAGCAGUUAUUUAUUCGGCUUUUGGGGUGAUUUUGUCGUGGGCCAGGGGUACUGAUGACGAUCUUAACACAGUUGCUGCAGCCACUGCCACUGGGUUACUAUACAAAUCGACUGCUGGUUUAAAAAAAUGUGGGAUGGGUGGUGCUGUAGGCUUAGGUGUGUCUCUAGUCUAUGCCCUAUGGAACAACAAAGACAGAUUGUCCGGUGUGGGGAGAGGAUAUAAUCCAGCGCAAAGGUAAGGGCCGUUAAGAAGAUCAAUUCCCGGGCAAAUAAACUCUCCGCAAAAACUCCCCCCAUUGUAAAUAUUUUACAUGUAAUAUACCUUUGUUCUAGUUAAUUAUUGUACUACUAAAAUAAAUAUUUUUUUUCCUGAAAA